Molecule: messenger RNA, 1190 nt
Organism: Amyelois transitella
Lineage: Eukaryota; Metazoa; Arthropoda; Insecta; Lepidoptera; Pyralidae
Exons: 2
Coding region: 504-989 (161 amino acids)
Source: RefSeq, a predicted model, not a curated record
AUUUGUGACUGUGUCUAGUAAAAGGGACCACUUUGACGAUUCUAGUUUCCGAGUUAUAUGCAUUUUUACAAAAUUUGCCGAAAAUAUGUAAAAUGGAUUUUUGUUACUAAUCGGUUAUUAAUACCUUAAAUAUCAUUUUGUGUAAAAUAAUACCUGUAUAAUUACAAUAUUUCAAUAUCCUAAUAGGUCACGAAGUUUAGUACCAAGGGUACCACUUUAAGGUAAUAUUUUACAGGCGAAAUAUUUUGAUUUAUUUCGAUCGCUGUUAUGCAGGGAAGUGAAAUAAUAAGUUGAGGGUAGGAUAAGGGGGGCGGGGGGCGAAGAUUGGGCGGUAAGCGUGGCGCGGCGCGCGCGUCGCUCACUCAGUUAGCUGGCCGGCGCGUACUCGUACGCACAUGUUAGUUGAGCAUUGCCACGCGCCGUAAAACAUCGUGAUUUUUAUCUAUGCGAGCUGCGAAUAUACAUUGUGUUUAAGUACCAAGUUUAUAACGUCACAUUUCAUCAUGGAAGACGAUACUCAAAUUUUGUUUACUGAAUAUGAUGGCGAUCAGCAGCAAACACUACAAACAACAGCUUCACAUUCAGCACAGACAUCGACGACGAAACCAAAAGCACAACAUAAAGGCACUCAAACACGGGAAACUGAAAUAAGGUUUUCCAGUACGUGCUCAAAAAAUGAGAUUGUUUAUUCCACUCGGGACUUACCCCAAAUAAAUAACUAUCCCGGUCAGUGCAUUUCAGAUCCUCGAAACGAAGAUGUAGCCAGAAUAAUUUUAUAUGAGUUGGAGCGUUUGCCUGAAAAACACCGCAUUAGUGCUUUUGCCAUAAUUUUCAAUGAUAUAAAAAAAAUUCACGAUGAAGUGUCUUCUCAGCCUGUUGUUACUGAUAGCAAUACUCGUGUAAACGCUGAAGAGGCAAGGAAACGUGACUUACAACAAAGAGUUUUAAGAAACAUGGCGAGAGUGUUUGGCGAUGAGGAGUUAAAGUAACUUUUGUGUAGGUAUGUCACGUCUCACGCUCAAGUAAUAGUUACUUAAUAAAUUUUGUAGUCUCAUAUCAAUAGUGUUUCACCAAUUUUUUUUUUGUUAUAGAUGGAGCUUCUCAUGGAAAAUUGGAGUGUGAUUACGGUCAAUGCACAGACAUAGAUUUAAGAAAUUUUGAACAGGAGUAUUUAAAAUUCAUAAAAAAAA